Messenger RNA from Pelobates cultripes (western spadefoot toad), 1197 nucleotides. NCBI's taxonomy places the organism in Eukaryota, Metazoa, Chordata, Amphibia, Anura, Pelobatidae. The record is from the annotation of a GenBank genome assembly.
AUGGGGGGGGUGGGCCUGCCGGACAUCUGGCUAUACUACCAGGCGAUACACGUAGGCCGAAUUAUAGACUGGACAUACCAAAACGCCUCCAAAGAGUGGGUUACAAUAGAACAAGCUCAGAUAGGCGACUCAUUGAAGGCAAUACCAUGGCUUCAGACCUCGGUUAACGACUGGACGACACUAGCACACCCGACGGUAACACCAACCCUACAAAUAUGGAAAAAAGUACGCAGCUACCCAGACAUUGCCCCAACACCGUCUCCGAAAUACCCUAUAACGAACAACCCCCUUUUCAUAGCAGGGAAAAGGGGCUUCCAAUUGAAACCACUGGGAGACGACCAACGGAAGGCACAUAUGACACUAGACGAGGUAGUGAGAGAGGGGGGAGUGACGCCAAUCACACUACUGACAGAAGGGAAAGACCCAUCCCUCAUGCAGAGAUUUCAGUAUGCACAAAUGCGACAUUUCUUGACUGCACAGGGCUUAUCACAUUGGACUCCAAGGGACAGGACAAAAUUUGAACUAUUAUGCUCGGGAAAAAAAACGCCUCACAAGCCAACAUCCCUCUGCUAUAAACUGUUACAAACACAGAUGUGUACACAAUUACCGUACUUUACCAGAUUAUGGAGGGACCACUUAGGCAAAGAUUUAGAAGUAGGAGACUGGAAGAAUAUCUUCCAAACGAUCUUCCACGCACACUCUAGCAUACCACUACAGGAGAUUAACUAUAAAUUCAUCUCCAAGUGGUAUACCACCCCGGUGGAUGUACACAGAUUCGACUCCAACUCAUCACCAAUGUGCUGGAGAUGCAACUCAGAUAAGGGCACCUUCCAACACAUAUGGUGGACUUGUGAGGAGCUAUCGGGCUUCUGGAAAGAAGUCUGGACCACUGCCAAUCUAAUAACAGACACGUCCAUACCCUACAUCCUGGAGGCACUCCUCCUACUCCACUUUGAAAUACCACACCGUAAAUUCAAACAUUCCCUCGUUUACUUUAUGCUGACAGCGGCAAAAAGUUCGAUAGUGAACCACUGGAAAUCGGCUAUCCCGCCCUCUAAAAAAGACUGGUUUCAAAGAAUAGAACAUUUUCAUGAGAUGGAGGAACUUAGAUGGGGAUCAUUAGACAAAUAUCACAGAUACAAAGACAUAUGGCAACCUUGGAAAGAAUUGCUAAGAGGUAGACAGGCCGACGACUAA